UGCUUGCCAGCCUUACCAGUGUGGCCGUAGAGGACAGUGUCAUUGGGUUAAAUAACACCCAACACACAAAGAAAACUAAAAACAAUUUAAAAAAUGAGAGUCAUCAAGCUGGAAGAGUGCAUUUUACUCGAGAUUUGAGCUAAUUCACUUUUAUGUGUGUACAUUCGGCUUCAAGAAAACAUCAUAGAUAUUACAUCUAAAUCAUAAAUACCACUAGAUAGAUACAUCACAGAAAAAUAUCAUACAUACUGUUGACCUGCAACUGUUCAGAGAUUUUGAGGUUUAUUUGAAGGUUAUUCAGAUAACAAGCAAAUGUUUAACUACAGUGAUAUGUGGUAGAUCAAUUAAAAGCAGAUUCAAAAAAAAUAUUUUUUCAAUGCAUCAGAAGUACACUUAGGUUGUUAUAGGACAUUUAAUAUUACUUUAAGACGUCUAAUACUUGUUGACUGACUGUACAGGGGAACUGUAGGUUACAACACACUGCUCAAGAGCUGCCAUUACUGGCUCAGAGAGCUUCAUGUCAACAUGGUGCUGUGUUCCCUAGUCUGGCUGUGCAUCUUUAUAGUAAAACCAAUUCUUGGUUCAGCUGAGGAGAAGACAAUAGUAAUAAACACAAGUGCUGGGCCCAUUGAGGGACUGCAAAUCUUGUCUAAUUGGUCAAAACAGAUAAUUUAUUCCUUUAAAGGAAUUCCAUAUGCAAGUCCACCAUUGGGAGAUUUGCGAUUCAAGGACCCAAUCCCACCUAAAAAAUGGACUCAAGUCAGGGACGGCAAAGUGCAUCGAGCGAUUUGCCCCCAGAUCUCAACUAUUCCUGGAAGUGAUACAAUGUUAAUGGAUGAGGACUGUUUAUUCUUGAAUGUAUACUCUCCGCAGCUGCCUUCGCCAGAACGUAAACCUCUGCCAGUAAUUGUAUGGAUUCACGGCGGAUUUUUCACUCAAGGGUCUGGCAACUAUGAUUCUUAUGGUCCAGAUUUGCUGAUAGCUGAAGGAGUGGUUAUGGUUACUCUCAACUACAGGCUAGGAGCUUUAGGGUUCCUCAACAUGGGUGUAAAUGAUGCACCAGGCAAUGCAGGGUUGAAGGACCAGAGAUUUGCACUACUGUGGGUUCAGUCAGAGAUACACAACUUUGGUGGAGACCCACAUCAAGUCACAAUCUUUGGGGAGAGUGCUGGAGCCGUAUCUGUUCACUUACACUACCUUUCCCCGCUCUCUGUCGGAUUGUUCCACAGAAUCAUAGGAGACAGUGGGUCGCCUUUAGCUUACAGAGUGAGAGAAGAUAACAGACAGUUUGCAGUGGAGCUGGCAAAGCGGCUAAACUGUCCUCACGAGAAUUUGUCUGAGGUUCUCAUCUGCCUGAGAACUGCUCAGUAUGAGGACAUAGUCAGAGCACAGAACCUAAUUGAGGCUCCUCAGGAUUAUAAGACAGGGCUAACUAUUUUUACUCCUACCAUUGAUAAAAACACCAGUCGAAUGCCUUUUCUGCCUGAAUUUCCUUACAAGUUGAUAAAACAGAAAAAGGACUUUUUUUUACCAACCCUUUUGGGAAUAAAUGAUGGAGAAGGGAUCAUAAGGCUCUUUGAAAAAGAAGAAACCAUCAGGAAUAUUACCAAUGAUUUAGAAUAUGUAUAUGCCUUGCAAGUUCCAGGAUCAAACAUAUGUCCAUCAAAACUAAAAGCAGAAAAACUCAAACAUUUUUAUUUUAAAGAUGCAUCGCCAUCAGAAUUACAUGCUCGAGGAUACGUUGAUUUAUACUCUGACGUUCUGUAUAGUUAUGGGACUGUGGUCAAUGCCAGGGAGUACCAAACUCGAUCAACAGUGUUCUUGUAUUACUUUACGUUUAUUGGGCGUUUCAAAAACAAAUUUGUUGAAUUGAUUCAGAGAAAGUAUAACAUUUCAGGAGUUUGCCAUGCAGAAGAACUGAAUUAUUUGUUUAUUAAUCAAGAUAACAGAAAAACUUUGGAAGAGCACUCCGAUGAAUAUAUAACUAGGCAGAGAAUGGUGAAAAUGUGGACUAACUUUGUGAAAUAUGGGACACCCACUGUAGGUCCUGACCCUCUGCUACAGAAUGUCCAUUGGCUGCCUGCCACAGAAGGUAGAACCAACCACCUCCACAUUGGUGUCAACUUGAGAAUGGCACCUGAAGAUCUCCUGGCCCCUCGGCCGGCAAUAUGGGACAAUAUCACUUUCAAUCAUUGCUUGAAUAAUGUUUUGGGUUAGUUGUAAAUGUGCAAAAUUUAACAUUUGAAUAACACCAAAUAUUCAUCCAAUCUUGUUGAAUGUGUCAAUAGAUAAAAUUUUGUAAUUUGUCAUUGGUAGAAGGGCAUGUGUAAUACAGUAAUUUCACAAUCUUCACUAACACAAGGCCGUGCCCAAGAAUGCAGCACUCGCCAUAAAAUAUCAGUAGCAAGAAAUUUGUAAACACUAGUGUUGCACAGAUGCUCCAUAUGAUUACGUGUAACAGCUGUCUCAGUAGGCCGGACUUCGGCAUUGUCACUUUUGUCUCGCCACAGCCUUGUAUAAGAGGAGGAGGCUAUGGUAAUGGCUUGGAUAUUAUUCCUCAUUCUGUUUAGUUAAGUAAGCAUACUAAGGCCAAUGAAAAACAAAAACUACAAAGAAUGUAAUACGACGCAACACUUUUUUCUAUGAUUUGCUUUACUAGCUGAUCAUAAAAAACAUUGUCAAACCUGACAAGAAUAUCAUAAGAAGAAGGGUAGAAAGAUACCACGUGGUUAGCAGUGCAUUAUUUGUAUUGAGAAUAAAAAUGAGUGUAUAGUAGAACUCCUCAUACCCUAGUAUAACCGACUCCUUGGGAUAGCCAAUAUUCUAUUUGUUUCCUGUCUGAUGCGAAAAAGACAAGGGCUUUCGGUUAACCGAAAAGCCGAUCAGGCGAUCAUGGGUGUUGCCGUAAUCGCGGUAGACGAUCACCACUGUCGCCGUAGGAUGUUUUCACACGUUGCCGCAUCCGAGAGAGAUAAUUACUGGUCUCGCCAAGGCCGCUAGUUAUGCUCCUCUCAAUAUCUGACGUUUUGGCCGUUCCGACCAUGACCCGGUCCCGUCAUGACUGGAUAUGAAGCUGAUCACUACUGUAGUUAAAUUGAACCACCAAGAAGAGAGUGCUGCUGUUGAUAAAAUAUACUUGUUGAAUUUACUGUCUUUUUAACCAAGCCAAAGUAAAAGUACAACUAUAAUAUCUUUAGGUCAAACCAAUUAUCAAAGUAUCAUAAAUGAAGAGAAAAUAGAAUUUUCUCAGUAGCACUAACUGUAAAUGAUUUAUUCAACUCUAUUCUAUUUGAAUGAAAGAUUUACAUAAUGCUAACACCUGCAAGCAAUUAAUUGUAAUUGAAUAAUUAUUAUGAUAUUGUUGAGAAAGCAUAAAGGGAAGAAAAGUUACACAUUUGUUUUAAGAUACAGUUCUUUAAUACAGUGUACCUGAGAUUAUAAAGUUUCUUGGACAG
Macrosteles quadrilineatus (aster leafhopper) is the source of this 3455-nucleotide messenger RNA. Its product is annotated as esterase B1-like. NCBI's taxonomy places the organism in Eukaryota, Metazoa, Arthropoda, Insecta, Hemiptera, Cicadellidae. The coding region runs from base 526 to 2217 and encodes 563 amino acids. The record is from RefSeq and is a predicted model, not a curated record. The transcript is spliced from 12 exons.